Molecule: messenger RNA, 2023 nt
Organism: Hermetia illucens (black soldier fly)
Lineage: Eukaryota; Metazoa; Arthropoda; Insecta; Diptera; Stratiomyidae
Product: nucleosomal histone kinase 1-like
Exons: 4
Coding region: 190-1902 (570 amino acids)
Biological process (GO): signal transduction; peptidyl-serine phosphorylation
Cellular component (GO): cytoplasm; nucleus
Molecular function (GO): ATP binding; protein serine/threonine kinase activity
Source: RefSeq, a predicted model, not a curated record
AAACAUUCAUCAAAUCUGUCUCUCAAAUGUCAUCGCUCCGCUGCCAAAAUAAUACUGGGGCUGGCGGUUAAGUUUAAUUCAUUGUUGAAAGUUGUUCUCUUUUUUGUUUUUUCCAAGUGAAUGUAUAACAUUUUAUUGGAACUUUAUAUUGUAGUGUGUCUCAUAAAAUAGUUGAGCUACGAAUUGUAAAUGCCGCGGGUUGCUAAGGCGGCAAAAGGCGGUGCGGCGUCCGGUGCAGGCAAAGGUGCCGGAGCCGCCGCCAAGAAGAAAAAUGGAUAUGUGAAAUCUGAGAAAAUUCCACUUGGCGAGAUUCUAACUGAUUUAUCUGGCCAGGGCUGGAAGAUUGGCCCGUCAAUUGGCUCGGGGGGUUUUGGGGAUAUUUACUGUGCAUGCAAAGCUGGCAGCAGCGGGAAGAAGGACUAUGAUUGCGUUAUUAAGAUUGAGCCCCACGGCAAUGGACCUUUGUUCGUUGAAAUGCAUUUUUACAUGCGGAAUGCCAGACAGGAGGACAUAAAGUCCUUUUGUGCUAAGCACAAACUCAAAAUGCUUGGAAUGCCUCACAUAAUCGGCUCUGGAUCGCACACAAUAAAUGGCGAGAAGCAUCGUUUCCUCGUCAUUCCCCGAUAUGGAAAGGACAUUUGGAGUUUCUUCUUGUCUAACGGCAAACGCCUCCCUCAACACACGAUCUACCGGAUCGCCAUACAAAUGCUUGACGUGUACGAGUAUAUCCACUCCAACACUUAUGUCCACGCUGACUUGAAGGGUGCCAACAUCCUUUUGGAUUACACAGGGAAACACUCCGACCAGGUCUACCUGGUGGAUUUCGGUCUGGCUUGUCAUUACACAACCUCAGAUUAUAAGCCGGAUCCUCGGAAAAUGCACAAUGGCACAAUUGAAUACACGUCGAGGGAUGCGCACAACGGUGUACCCACCAGACGCGGUGAUUUCGAGAUAUUAGGAUAUAAUUUGAUUCAUUGGUCAGGCGUGGAGUUGCCUUGGGAAACACAGAAACUACUUGCAAACCCACAGAAAGUUCAGAAGGCAAAGGAAGAAUUUAUGAAGGAUGUUGGCGGAUCAUUGAGUAAAUUGUUUGAUAAAAAUCCUCCGAGUCCAGUCAAGCAAUUUAUGGACUACGUUCAAUCGAUGGACUACAAACAAACUCCCGAUUAUGAGAAAUGCCGAAAAAUAUUCCAAGCCGGCUUAAAAUCCUUGAAUAAGACCAACUCAGGUCCCUUGGAAGUGACACUAGGCAAAUCUCCUCCGAAGCAGCAGAAGCGGCCUAUUGUCGAAGAGGAAAGCGAAAACGAGAGCGAAAGUGAACCCGAGACCUCUCGUAAACCUUCCCCCGUCAAAUUGCGUUCAAGCGCGACUCCAUCCAAGCGAACUCGACCUGCAGACGCAAAAUCACCGAUCUCACCGUCUCGUCGAAGGUUUAAAGCGAAUGUAUCGCCCCAACGAAUGGCUAGUCCUGCAAAGAGCAUAACCUCUCGCCUACGACAGCACAUUACACCGACACUGAACAUUUCCACAAGAAGCGGCACUUCAUCACCUGCAGACCGAAAACCGGGAAAGACGAUUGUAAAUGACAACGUCACUCCGAACCCGAGGAGCAAUAAAACGUACGAGUUCAAUUUUGAGUUGGACGUGAGUUUAGAUGCGAACGUGGUCGUGAAUGUUAAGCGGAAGAAGAAAGCCCCAUCAUCUAAGGCAUCUGAGCCAGUGACCAGCACGCGGGGUGAGAGCAAAGAGAAUGUGAAGCGUAAUCAGAAAGAAGAUUCGGAUUCGGAAGUGCCACCAAGCCCAGUAGAUUCACCGCUUCCGAGGGUGAGUGUGCGUCGAUUGCAGACGUCGGCUGAGAGUCCUGCCCGAAGUCCACGUGUCACGUAUCGACGAGUUAAGUAGUGGUCCUAUAUGGCAAUCUUGUGUCUAUGCUAGACUCGUUACUGUUUGUGUUUACAACAUAAUUAUUACAAUGUAUGAUUUUUUUUAAAUAAAUUAAAUCGCAACUGUUUUUUGAAAUGAA